Rangifer tarandus platyrhynchus (Svalbard reindeer) is the source of this 819-nucleotide messenger RNA. NCBI's taxonomy places the organism in Eukaryota, Metazoa, Chordata, Mammalia, Artiodactyla, Cervidae. The record is from the annotation of a GenBank genome assembly.
AUGGUGCGGAUGCACCCGGUGGGAGGAGCCCCACGAGGUCAGGGAAACGCGAGGGCAGAAGCUCUACUGUUGGCGCAGCAGGCCACGAAUACUGGGCACUGUGGUUCAUCAGGUCGACGCAGGGAGGGCAGCUCCACCGGUGGCUGUAGCCAAGGCCAGGACGCCACUCAAGAGCAGAGGACACGGUGCCCCUGGAGCAAUGGGACAGAGGACGAUGAGUACGGGGUGGCGGUGCAACAUGGCAGGACAGAGGAUAUACGGGAAAUCGCUCUACCUUCUGCUCAGUCUUGUUGUGAACUUGAAAUUACUCGUCAAAAUAAGACCAGUAGGAUUCAGCCCAGGCCCAUCGCCUCCGAUAGCGGCCAGAAUACCAAGGUCGACCCACCUCAUACCCCCCAAUCUCUCCUCAAGGCCCGCAGCAACACACCCCCCGCCCGCCCCUCCAGCACGGGUUUCGGAAACCGCAGGGGUGUUUCCUCCCGAGGACCUCGUCAGAGCCCGGCUAGUGAAAGUGGCCAACCCCCAGCCCACCCCGCCCCCAAAGCGCCGGGAGGGAACCCCGCGUAUCCUUCCUCCCCCGGACAGCUCGGCCGCUCGGGCUGCGGUUCCCCCCGGGCUCACAUGGGCUCUGCGGCCCGGGCCCCACCUCACCCGCUUCCCGGAUCCCACGGCGGCACCUCCCACCCACAUCGCGGGGCGGCCCGGUACGCCCGCACCGCCGGGAUAGGCGGCCACGUCGGGGACCCGGGGCCUCCAGGCCGGCCGCAUCCUUCCCCCGGGCCAGGGUUGCCCUCGGGGCGCAGCCCUGCCGCACGCUGA